AAGAGAAGUUCCAAGUAGUUCCAGGAAGCAGCUUCCAAUUGAAGUAGCUCGUGGUUUCGAAACGUUAUAAAUGGUUAUAAGUUUACAUACUCUGUGGAGGUUCUCAUACAGUUCUCAUAUGUUCAUAUCUUUAUGAUAUUAUGAACAGAUGUGUCUAUAUUACAUAAAGCAAUGCAGAGAGUAUAGAUCUUUUGUGCUUUAGGUACAGGUUGUAUGUAUGAUGUGCUUAUGUAUAUGUGUGAAUGGUAGUAACGAUAUAUGGAUUGUGUGAUUGUUCGAAGUCAACUUUAAAUCAUGACUGCAACUGGCAUUAGUCAAAAAGAGUACCUUAAAAAAUAUUUAUCAGCGGGUGGCGAUGGCAAGAAAAAGAAAAAGAAGGCGAAGGCUAAGCCCGUCACAAGCAGGCAAGUUUGUUUUGACUUUUAGGUUAAGUAAUUAUUAUUUAGAUGUUUUGUUUGUUAUAGGCUUCGUAUUGUUGAUGAUGAUGUUGACAUCCAUAACUUGCGACCUUUGGAUGAUGAUGAAUUAGAACUGUACGAUUUACAAGAAGAUGCCCCACAAAUUGCCGGCAUUAUUGAUGAAAGACCUGAGGAAGUGAAGAUAAAGGAAAAGUUUGGUUCAUCAAAGUGGAAAGUAGUAGCAGACGAAAGUGAUAUGGGUGUUAAAAUUAUUGAUAAAUCAAAGAAGGUUAGUGAUGUGCAAAACAAUCCUGUGUCUCACAUUCAUCAAGGAAUUGGAGAUGAUUUGUCCCCUCCCAGAAAAGGUGGAAAGGGUGCUCAAGACUCAGAUGAAUCACCGCCCCGAAACAAUAGGCGAUCUGAGGACCACUCACCACGAGACAAAAGGAGUCAGAAACAUGACUCGGAUGAAUCGCCUCCUCGAAAGAAUAAGAAAUCACUUGAUGACUCACCAGUAGACAAAAGAAGCCAUAAACAUGAAUUAGACGUGACACCUCCUCGGAAGAACAGAAAGUACACGGACAAUUCACCAGUGAAUAAAAGGAGUAAAAAGUAUGACUCUGAUGAAUCGCCACAUCGGAAGAACAGGAGGUCUAUGGAAAAUUCACCAGUGAAUAAAAGGAGUAAGAAAUAUGAUUCUGAUGAAUCUCCACCUCGAAAGAAUAGGAGGUCUGUGGACAAUUCACCAGUGAAUAAAAGGGGUAAGAAAUAUGAUUCUGAUGAAUCACCACCUCGAAAGAAUAGGAGGUCUACAGUCAAUUCACCAGUGAAUAAAAGGAGUCACAAUCAAAAUUCUGAAGAAUCACCUCCAAGGAGGAAUCAUAGGAAGGGAGAAACGUGUGUAGCUGAUGUGUUUCCACACCAGAAAUCAAAAAGUGAACGGGAUGGUGUUCAGCAGAGUAGGAGACGAAACUAUGAUUCUGAUGAAUCGCCUGUUAGAAAGAGCAGAAAGACUACACCUCCAAGGAGACAACAAGGUGUGUCCCCACCUCACCGAAAGAAGAGAUCAGAUUCAGAAGACAACUCUCUUCAUGCAAAAGGUCAUAAAUACGACUCUGAUGCGUCUCCUAGGCGAAGCAGGAAAAACGGUUCACAAAAUUCACAAUCGCCCUCCACUAGAAAGAAGUAUGAUUCUGAUGAAUCACCUCCCCGUAAAGCAAAAAGAAAGUCUUGUGAAUCAUCCCCUAGAAGAGAUGGUUAUAAAGAAUUUAAGACGAGUCAUAGGAAGGACACCUCACCCUACAGUAAAGUCUCUCAACGAAGAGAUUCGCCUCUGCCAGGUAGGGUUGGAAGCAAGGAAAGAUCAGGACAUAGGUCCCGAAAAAGCGAUUCAGAUGAAUCGCCACCACGGCGUAGGAGACCAGCAGAAUCAUCAUCGCCUCCUCGGGGGAAUAGACGUGAAUGGUCACCACCAAAGAGGGAGAGAAAGCGAUUGUCCAGGUCGCCAGAAAUGAGACCCAGGAAAAAUAGGGAAGUGGAGCAAUCGUUACGAAAGCAUAGCAGAUGGGGUGAUCGAGGAGACAUUUCUGGGAGUGCUCAAAGGGAUUUUUCAAAACGUGUUUCUCCAACUUAUCAUAGAGAGAAACCAAGUGGAGGUACAUCUCUCAAAGACGCUAAUAGAAAUGAUCGCAAAAGAGAAGGAAGAAAUUCUUCCUUACAGAGGAGAUUGGAGAGGUCAGAUUCUGAUGUAUCUCCUGAAAGGAAAUCUAAACCAACAGAGAAAGUGGACUCUAAGAAACAAACACUUGAUGGAAGGAAAGCUGGUUUGGUGGGUGCUGAUGAACUGAAGGCAGAAAUAGCAGACUUGAGGCACAGAGAAAAGGAAAUGUUUGAAAAGAUGGAUGCGAGUGUGUCUGGCCGGGGUGCUGCAGCAGUGAUGCGUGAUAGAAAGACUGGAAAGAAACGUGAUUUGGAAGAAGAAGCUCGCGAGAAGCAAGAGAAGGACCUGAAGCAGGCAGAACGAGAUGCGAAAUACAUGGAAUGGGGAAAGGGGUUGAAACAAGUAACCGACAAAGCUCAGAAAAUGGAAGACGCUUUGUAUGAAAUGUCAAAACCUCUAGCGCGUUAUGCAGAUGAUGCUGACCUGGACAAAUACCUCCGAGACCAAGAACGAGAAGGGGACCCCAUGCUGCAGUACAUAAAAAGCAAGAGCAAGAGCAAGGAGGAAAACAGCAAACCCCGAUACGAAGGUUCCUUUAUGCCAAAUAGAUAUGGUAUCCGACCUGGUUAUCGGUGGGAUGGUGUUGACAGAUCAAAUGGAUAUGAGAAACAGUGGUUCGAAACCCAAAAUGCGAAAAAAGCAGUCGAAGAGGAAGCAUAUAAGUGGAGCACAUCAGACAUGUGAUCAGUGUUAAGCAGUGUGGCAUGCGAAAAGAACUGCCAAGUAAUCAUGGAACUUUUUAUAUGUAUUUGUAAUCUGUAUAUAAAUGUAUGAUAUUUUAUUUAUAAAAAUUGUAUAAAACUUAAAAUGUGUG
This is a messenger RNA of Gryllus bimaculatus (two-spotted cricket), 2932 nucleotides long. Lineage: Eukaryota; Metazoa; Arthropoda; Insecta; Orthoptera; Gryllidae. The record is from the annotation of a GenBank genome assembly.